AUGUCGAGGGUAUCGUCACCGAGGGGAUCAUUCGAAUCCGACUCCGAGCGCAAGGAUAAUGAAGCGUCCCGACCCAACAAGCGCAUUUCGUACGCCGACGAAGCACCGCGCAGAAAGUCAAUCCAGUUCAGUUUUGGAGGGGGGUUUGAGAAUCGCCAGCAUCGUCGGUCGUUGAGUGACAAGGGACUGGGAGAGAAGAACUUAAGGCGUUCGCAUAUUGAGUUCCAGGACAGGGAGAAGCAGAAGGAGAAGGAGAAGGAACAGAAGCAGAGUGUUAUUCCGCCUAGUGCUAGUCGUGGGCCUUCGCCUCCGCCGCCGAAUACAUACGAACGAGGUGUUUCCUUUGACACGUUCGAUAACCCCGAUGCAGCGGAUUUCUCGUUGACGUUGAACUACAAACACAAAGGUUACCAGUGUACUCGACGGAGUAGGACCUUUCUCUGCGGGACGGAUCAGAAUGAAUACUCCGACUUUGCACUUGAGUGGCUUAUUGAUGAGCUUGUGGACGAUGGUGAUGAGAUUGUCUGUCUUCGAGCCGUGGAGAAUGCAAGCGAUGCGGGAAUUGAGGCUGGCAGGUACCGAAAGGAGGCGGAGAAGCUGUUUGAACAAGUGAUUCAGAAGAACAGUCAGGAUGAAAAGGCCAUCAGUUUAGUCUUGGAAUUGGCUGUCGGGAAAGUGCAGGAUAUCAUUCAACGCAUGAUUCGAAUCUAUGAGCCGGCCGUCCUUAUCGUUGGUACACGUGGUCGGAACCUCAGUGGCAUGCAGAGUCUGCUACCUGGCUCGGUCUCCAAGUACUGUUUACAGCAAUCCCCGAUCCCCGUCAUCGUGGUCCGUCCGUCAACCAAGCGUGAGAAGAAGAAAAAGAAGCGAUUGGCCAAUCCUUCCCGUCGCAGCUAUAACCAUAUCCUGGAAUUGAGCGAGCGUCGAGGCAGUCAUAUUUUUGAUCCCAGCUCGAGCACCGAUAGUAGCGUGGCUAGGCUUCCAGAUGAGGAGGCAGCAGUUGCUAAGGCUCUUGGGCUGCCACCGUCGUAUGCAAAUUCGCGGGGUUCACUUUCCUCUGGCAGGAGCAGCGUGGAUGACCUGACCGCUCCCAUGCUUGAGAUGACUAUGAAGAGCUCUAGCGGUGAGAGCCUGGAGGGCUCGGGACAUGACAAGUUCGAGGACGCGCGGCAGUCACAGAAAUUGGAAGAUGACGAGACGGCACCAGUUGAUAAUGAUUUGCCUUCUGCUGCCACCGAACAAGGCGGUGCCCUGUCCCCUACUGCUACAGAUGUUGAUUCUGGAGCGGUGUCAGAGCUGGGCGACAACCCAACCAAUAUCCCGGUGAUUAUUACUGAUGGUACUCCUAAGGAUGGAUCUGAGACGAAGUGA
This is a messenger RNA of Aspergillus chevalieri, 1371 nucleotides long. Its product is annotated as universal stress protein. The record is from RefSeq and is a predicted model, not a curated record. Lineage: Eukaryota; Fungi; Ascomycota; Eurotiomycetes; Eurotiales; Aspergillaceae. Bases 1 to 1371 code for a protein of 456 amino acids. The transcript has 3 exons.